GGGACACACAACGAGGAGAGAAAGCGAGAGAGAGAGAGAAGCAAAGGCGACGGAUGAGGAGCGGCGGCCGCAUUUCCUCCUCCUCCUCCGUACCUUCCUGAAUUGCGUUAUUUAACCACCUCGCUGCGCCGCACUGAUCACCAUCACCAUUCCCCAGCUCAGCACCCUGUGUGGAAUCUAAUCCCCAGCGGGUGGUUCUCGAGACAAUCAGCUUGGUUGCGCGUGCUCCUCCUAGUAGACUUCUGUCGGAGGGCUCUGUGUGGGGUAUGGGACACGCUUGCUGCAUUUUGGAGGAGAGAGUUUUGGGGGAGGACUACUGUGGGUUUUGAAGACGUGGGACAAGAUUUUGGGUGGAAUGCUCGCUCUGCGUUGUGUUAAAGGGCGUGUCUAGCUACGGAAUUGAGCGCGCUGUGACUGGUUUGGGGCUGCUGAUACUGGCGGCUGGAGAAGACGCAGCGAGUGAGGGGGUGUUUUCUGUGUACUGCUGUUUCCUUGCACCGAGGCAUUCGAGUGUUAGUGCGAAGUGGUUGGGUGAAGAUGAAGUAUGUGAUUGUUACUGGAGGUGUGGUUAGUGGCCUCGGAAAGGGGGUCACGGCCAGCAGUAUCGGCGUGGUGCUUAAGGCCUGUGGUUUGCGGGUUACCUCGAUCAAAAUUGAUCCGUAUUUGAACACCGAUGCGGGGACUAUGUCACCAUUCGAACAUGGAGAAGUCUUUGUUUUAGACGAUGGCGGUGAGGUAGAUUUGGACCUUGGUAACUAUGAGCGAUUUUUGGACGUUACUUUGACUCGCGACAACAAUAUCACUACCGGAAAAAUUUACCAGGCAGUAAUAGAGAAGGAGAGGCGAGGUGACUUUCUGGGGAAAACUGUACAGGUUGUACCACACAUCACAGAUGCCAUCCAGGACUGGAUUGAACGAGUUGCCAAUGUACCAGUGGACGGACUCUCCGGGUGUGCGGAUGUUUGUGUCAUUGAGCUGGGAGGCACUGUUGGUGAUAUUGAGUCCAUGCCUUUUGUUGAAGCUCUUCGACAGUUUCAGUUCCGAGUUGGUAGGGAUAACUUCUGUUUAGUGCACGUGAGCUUGGUUCCCGUUCUCGGUGUGGUGGGCGAGCAGAAGACGAAACCAACUCAACACAGUGUUCGGGAACUUCGGGCACUUGGUCUAACUCCUCACUUGCUGGCUUGCCGAAGCGCUCAGCCCUUGGAGCAGGUCACUAAAGAAAAGCUCUCUCAGUUUUGUCACGUUCCAGCUGAGAAUAUAAUUAACAUAUACGACGUUUCCAACAUAUGGCACAUUCCUCUAUUGCUGCGAGAUCAGCAAGGGCACCUAGCAGUACUUAACAAACUGCAACUGAGUUCUGCACCACCUCCAGCGUUGGAUUCAUGGGCUGCGCGAGCUGAGCGAUGUGACAACCUUACUAUCCCAGUGAAAAUUGCUAUGGUCGGAAAGUACACGGGUCUUUCUGAUUCCUAUCUCUCAGUCCUCAAGGCAUUGCAACAUGCAUGCAUUGCAUGCUCAAGGAAGUUAGUGUUGGAGUGGGUUGCCGCCACCGAUCUAGAGGAUCGUGCUAAGGAGCAGACUCCAGAGGCAUAUGCUUCCGCGUGGAAUACCUUAAAAAAUACCCAUGGUGUGCUUGUGCCUGGUGGAUUUGGUGAUCGAGGAGUACAAGGAAAGAUCUUAGCUGCUACUUAUGCACGUGAAAACGGAGUACCGUACCUGGGGAUUUGUCUUGGAAUGCAGCUUGCUGUUGUGGAAUUUGCUAGAAAUGUCCUUGGGUUGAAAGACGCUAACAGCACUGAGUUUGACUCUGCCACACCGCAUCCUUGCGUUGUUUUCAUGCCAGAGGUCUCCAAAACACAAAUGGGUGGUACAAUGAGACUGGGAGCUCGCAAGACAUUGCUACAAACUGCUGAUUGCAUAUCCGCUAAAUUGUAUCAGAAGGAUACAUAUGUAGAUGAACGGCAUAGACAUCGUUAUGAGGUGAAUCCAGAGAUGGUUGAGAGUAUAGAAGCUGCAGGACUUCACUUCGUUGGGAAGGAUACGACGGGACGUAGGAUGGAGAUUUUGGAGCUGAAGGGGCAUCCAUAUUACGUAGGUGUUCAAUUUCAUCCAGAGUUCAAAUCGCGCCCCGGCAAACCUUCUGCGGUCUUUUUAGGUUUGAUUUUAGCUGCGUCAGGUCAGAUGGAUUCUUACAUCAACGGAGUGCAUCCAUCCACAAAACUAGCGAGAUCAACAUCUGAGACUAUUCAUCCCACUCCCGACUACAAGCAUGCUGAUUAAUCUGUAUGCAUUUCUUCAGACUGUGCAUAAAAUUUCGCCGCCUAGAGUAGAUUUUUCCCACUAUAUCUGUUUUAAUUGGUUCGGUUGCCAGAGUACCGUAAACCAUUUUUUUCACCAAGUGCGUAAAUUGUGAACCAAGUAUUUACCGUUUUGAGAGAAAUGAUUCUUCCCCAAGUUACUGGAU
This is a messenger RNA of Physcomitrium patens, 2464 nucleotides long. RefSeq lists its product as uncharacterized. The record is from RefSeq and is a predicted model, not a curated record. Gene Ontology annotation, molecular function: CTP synthase activity; identical protein binding. Gene Ontology annotation, biological process: CTP biosynthetic process; pyrimidine nucleobase biosynthetic process. Lineage: Eukaryota; Viridiplantae; Streptophyta; Bryopsida; Funariales; Funariaceae.